CAGUCUUUUAAGGUGGAGUGACCGCGGUGGUGGAGGGCUGAGGUGCGUUUCUGCCCAAAGCCACUCCCUUUUUUUUCUGAACGCUUUACCUUGACUCAGGGCGGUUCCGCAGACAUAAACAUCCCAGAGCUCCUCUGCGCUGCUGUAGCACAUGGAUCUAAUAUCCCGGGAAUAAUCUGGACGGGUUCAGGAUGAGCAGGACCUACAGCAUCCUCCUCUUUAGCAUUUCCAUAUCUGCCUCACAAGAGUCUUUGUUUAACAACAGUCGACGACCAAAACCCAUCCACCAUGGGGUACAUCCAGAAGACAAAGAAUGUUUUGAAGUGUGUGCUUCUCCUUCCCGUUGUAUUAUGCAUCGUUUACUUCACAGGUCCAUCUGUUCGGCUCAUGAUAGGAUUGCUGCCGAUGCAGAGGUGUACGUUGGGAAGUGCAGAGAUGCUGAUCCUGGAUAACGCUGCUGAUGCCAGACUUGAUCUUCAGUCCCGGCCUGAUGUGCAGACUUGCACAUCCUGGAGAGCUCCCAUCAUUUGGGAAGGGAUGUUUGACCCCGAUCUUUACGACCAGACCCACAGAAAACAAGGAUCUUCUGUGGCAUUAACUGUGUUUGCAGUUGGCAGGUACUUGGAUGCUUACCUGGAGGCCUUCCUGAAUUCAUCAGAACAUCACUUCAUGUUGGGUUUACCGGUGUCGUAUUACGUGUUUACAGACACACCUGAGAAAGUCAAGAGCAUCAAACUCGGCCCUCGGCGAAGUCUUAGAGUGAUCCAAGUGCAGAGACACACCAGGUGGCAGGACAUCUCUAUGAUGCGAAUGAAGACCAUUUCAGACACCAUAGAGUCAGAUAUUCGGCACCACUGCACACACGUCUUCUGUUUUGAUGUGGAUCAGGUGUUUACUGGGAGAUUUGGGCCUGAAGCUCUGGGAGAUUCUGUUGCUCUGCUUCACGCCCACUACUAUCACCUUCCAGGGAAGCUGUUCACCUACGAUCACAACCCAAAGUCCCAGGCGUACAUGGAAACCGGGGACUUUUACUACCACGCUGCUGUCUUUGGAGGAUCCUGGAAGGACGUGAAGGCCUUGACUGAGGCGUGUUAUAAAAGCAUCAUGGAGGACAAACAAAACAACGUGGAGGCUUUGUGGCAUGACGAGAGUCAUCUAAACAAAUACUUCUGGAUUCACAAACCGAGCAGGAUUCUUUCUCCAGAGUACUGCUGGGACACCAGCAUUGGAUACAGGAGUGACAUACGGGUCUUUAGACUCCUGUGGGCACCAAAGCACUAUAAUAAGCUGCGCACAUGAGCUCUGGAUCACAGGUGCAGUAAUGUGCAAAGUUAUCAUAAAAACUGUGCAAAAUGCAAGACUCUGGACAAGAUUCAAAGCAAGUUUCUAACAAAAUGUAGUUUUAGUAGUCUUUAAAGCAAAUGAAUGUUAUUGUCCAAAGAAUUAGUCCAAAUAAAAAGUUAAAAACUAAAUGGACCUUUUAACAAUGUUUGGCAGUUGAAACUGUAUGGUACCAUUGAUUUUGUUUUAAAAAGUUUCAGAUCUCUGAGUGAAUAGUGAUGUUCUGAAUCAUUCCUAAUUCUAAUCUUGCUGCUAUGUUAAAAGUGCAAAAGCAGCGUUUGAAUUUUAAAUAUGUUGUAGCAGGUCUCAGUGAAACGGCGUCCUGGUCAGCUCAAAGCGUUUUUUCAUUUUAGGAUUUUAGAUUGCCGAUAUUGUUCUUAUUGACAGGAGAGUUGGAAUGAUGUUUACUUCUUCCUUGUUGAAAACGUUCAAUAGACAAACUGUUUAAGAGUUUUGUCAGCAGGUGGAAAUAAAUGCAUGAACAUGUUUGCAGACAGA
This is a messenger RNA of Nothobranchius furzeri (turquoise killifish), 1839 nucleotides long. Its product is annotated as alpha-1,3-galactosyltransferase 2. Gene Ontology annotation, molecular function: hexosyltransferase activity. The record is from RefSeq and is a predicted model, not a curated record. Gene Ontology annotation, cellular component: membrane; Golgi apparatus; vesicle. NCBI's taxonomy places the organism in Eukaryota, Metazoa, Chordata, Actinopteri, Cyprinodontiformes, Nothobranchiidae. Gene Ontology annotation, biological process: carbohydrate metabolic process.